Molecule: messenger RNA, 684 nt
Organism: Puccinia graminis f. sp. tritici CRL 75-36-700-3
Lineage: Eukaryota; Fungi; Basidiomycota; Pucciniomycetes; Pucciniales; Pucciniaceae
Exons: 3
Coding region: 1-684 (227 amino acids)
Source: RefSeq, a predicted model, not a curated record
AUGGAUCUUCCCUACUCUGGAAGUGAUACAUCUGAGAGCCACACCGAUUCUGGAGACACAGUCCCCCACCGUUGUGAUGGGACUCCUCCCGCAACCACCACUAUCCUUGCCCAGAACUUCCAAAUUGGUUCUGAAACUACUGCUCCGAUUCACCAUCCACCUUCCUUCCAAGAGUUUGCUCACAAAGCCAACAAAGCCACCUCAUCCGCCCCACUAGUUCCCUCUGAGCCAGUACUCGACACCGAAAUUCAACAAAUCAGUGCUGAUGAAUUCAACCGAAACAUGAAGGCAGCUGAGCAAGCCACCCGUGGUCUCCGUAAUCUCAAACUCCCUCGGAGCCUGAAGGAAAAGGUCAAGUCACUGGAGAAGUCCCUUGUCAGCACCAAGAGAACUUGGGAAGAGACUGGCGAAAUUCCCGAUGACGAAGCCAUCAAGAUCCACCAAGGGCCCACAUCUGCCCACUCUUCUUCAACCAAAACCUUUACCAAGAAGACCCCUCGAAAAAAGGUCAAACGUGACCCACCCACCAAACCUGUUGACUUACUCAACAAAGAGCUCCCCCAUCCACCUGCCAAUCCUUUGCCUAGUACAACCUCCAACAGACCCAUGGACCAAACUGUGGCUACAUCCCAAUCGACCCCCAGUAUUAUUAGCGGUGCCCCUUGUGAGCCUGGGUCUCAAUAG